Rhododendron vialii is the source of this 2139-nucleotide messenger RNA. RefSeq lists its product as uncharacterized. The transcript has 11 exons. Gene Ontology annotation, cellular component: cytoplasmic stress granule. The record is from RefSeq and is a predicted model, not a curated record. Gene Ontology annotation, molecular function: RNA binding. Gene Ontology annotation, biological process: cytoplasmic stress granule assembly. The coding region runs from base 205 to 1740 and encodes 511 amino acids. NCBI's taxonomy places the organism in Eukaryota, Viridiplantae, Streptophyta, Magnoliopsida, Ericales, Ericaceae.
CAAACACGGUACGCAGCAGCACCGCCGUAUUAUUUCCCUUGUUAUUGCUUCUUGAAUUCCCUCGUAAUCGUAACGCCUUCAAUCCGAAAAACCCACCUCGGAUCUCAUUUGUAACCCAAGAUUUCUCUCUCCUAAACUCCGCAUAGAGAGAAAAUAAACAAUUGUAAAUAAACUGCAAGAGAGAGAGAGAGAGAAGAAAAAGAGAUGGGUUGCAGAAACAGAGAGUUUCUUGGGCAAGAAAGUAGCGCCGCCCCUUCCCUACUGUUUACAACCAUGUGCAUCAUUGGCCUCCCAGUCGAUGUUCAUGUCAAAGACGGUUCGAUUUAUUCUGGAAUCUUCCACACUGCCUGCGUAGAGAAUGACUACGGUAUUGUUUUGAAGAAAGCAAGGAUGACUAAGAAGGGGGAUUGCGAUGCUAAUGUAGCUAUUGGCGAUCUGAUAGAAACGCUCGUUGUUGUAUCAGAAGAUCUAGUCCAAGUGGUUGCCAAGGGAAUUUCUCUUCCAGCAAAUGGUGUGUCUUGCAACGUCCCCAGCAAUCGUGUAGGGGAUGUUGUGGACUCUAUUCCUUUCUCUGAAUGUGCAGAUAGAGGGGUGAAAGUCAAAAAGUCUAAGAAGACCGGAACAGACAGAAUGCAAACUAGUCGGACAAGACAGGUUGGAGAUGGCAGAGCACAAGGAAAACGGUUUUAUUACAAAGGGAAGCCCGACCUUGAGAAGACAAAUGAAGUUCUGGACUCAGGUUUAAGCUGCGAGUUGAAUGGUCCUCCAGAUAAUGUGGAUGCUUGCUCCACACAGUCAAAGGUUGAUCAAAUGCAUCAAGAUAUGGCAUCCAAGCUUCUACCAAAUGGUGCACUUUCUGAUCGCCCUGCUCCUCCUGUGAUCAAAAUGAGUGAUCAAGGUAAAGAAAGGCAUGCUUCGGAAGACAGUUUACGUUCAAAUGCAAAUUCUUUAGGUGUUUCGACAUCUGGCACUUCAUUUGUGGAGGGUACCACGGAAUCCUUUGUCAGUUCAUCAUCAACUCCAACUGAAAUGGUCCAUCCGAAAAGUUCAAUCUCAACUGCUAAGGCAUCUAAGCUCAACCCUGGGGCAGAGGUGUUUUGCCCAUCGUCUGUGAAUCAUAGAUCAGUGACUCCUCCAGCAGCGCCAGCAGCCGCAAGUGUGGCUUACAUUCCAGACAACUUCCCUGUGGUACCCAUUGCUAGUGCCCAGCCUGAAAUUGAAAUCAGCCCUUAUGUGCCUCGAUCAUCUCUGCCUGCCAAGCUUGCACCGUAUGGUAACUUGAUGGCUGGAAAUGGCUUCAGUGAUUCUCAAUAUUCUCAAUCGAUAAUUGGGCAUGUGGGGAGCAGGACACAGCCAGCCCGAUAUGUUACUCAGCAUCACUCUAUCCAAGCAGGGCCUGCCUAUAUGCAGCCGAACUCCCAAAAUGUUAUGGUUGGAAGAUUGGGAGGGCAGCUUGUUUACAUGCAUCCAGUUACUCAUGAUGUGAAUCAGGGAAUGGCGGUUUUCUCUCAAGUAGCUACCCGUCCUUUGCUGACUCAACAUCAAGGACAUCUUCUGAAGCACCAAGGAAGUGCAGCCGCUCAAACAUUGCAGUUGUCUGUCACCCCUCCUUAUAUUACAGGCGUGCAGCAACAAUAUGCAGUGCAAAGCCACAUUCCCGUUCCGCAGCCUCCCUUCCCUGUUAUUCGGCCCAUUCCAGUCCCCGGAUCUACUGGUUUCUUCAGUGCCAAGUUUCAGUAAAUAUGUUCUCUUUUAUGGUCGCCUCAGCUGGAAAUUUUUUCAGUUCUCCAAAAAUUUUGACUAUAGUUAGCUCAAUUGAAAACAUCGAUGAGAUGGGUUAGUCUUCAAAAGUUGUGGGGUUAUUCUUUAUGUAAAAUUGAAUUGUGGACCUAUUCCAAUUUUAUCAAGUUUCAGAGCUUAAGGUUUUCUGGGUCGAAGAGCUCGGGUUUCAAUGGCAAGCGUAAUGACAAAACACUUGGCAUUACAGUGACACUGUUGGCCUCAUGGAUACGGUGAGAGAUGGUAAUGUUUUGGCCAUGGUAUGCCUUAUUUUUUGCCCACCAUUUGUGGAAAGAAUGACUGAUUAUUUUUUAACGUACAAACUGGAGAUUAGUUGAGAAUGUUAAAAGAGUUCUCCUA